Molecule: messenger RNA, 813 nt
Organism: Fonticula alba
Lineage: Eukaryota; Rotosphaerida; Fonticulaceae
Exons: 2
Coding region: 124-690 (188 amino acids)
Source: RefSeq, a predicted model, not a curated record
AAAGCCGCUUGCCUUCUCCCCCCCUCCUGCGAAAAAAAAAAAACAAACAAAAACACACACACACAUCCAUACGCCUUCCCUCCCCCUCGCCCAUCCCUUUUCGCCUCCCCGGCGCGGCAGACCAUGUCCUCUGUUCUCCCGCCCGACUACCAAACCCCUGCAUGGCCGUCGAUUUUGGAGGGCGGAGCAGAGCUCUACCUGGUGUCAGACAUCUGCGUUUUUACCCUCCUGUGGACGCUCGUCAUUUCAGUGGGCUCCUCGCUGCUUGUGGCCAUUUAUGCGAGCGUCUCCCUUCGUUGGGCCUUCCGCGGCCAACGAUCCUCAGCUCCUCACGUUUUCCCGCUGAACGCCGUAUCGUCGACCAUCACCCCUAAUAGCCAGGGAUGCCUUCGCACGCGAUACCACCAAAAGGGAAACACCUAUUUGAUGCUUCCCCCCAGCCCGCCAGUCAGUCCUCUUGCCCCGUCGCUUCUCAAUGUCCUGGCCACCGCGCCAAUCGUCCUGGCUGUCCUGGCCACUCCGAUUGCGGCGACCAUCGUUGGGGGAACGGUCGGCGCGGCGGUCGGUGCCGUUUACGGCGCUGGCGGCAUGCUCCCGAUGGACACCCGUGUUGCCGCCGCAUGGGGAGCCGCCUCCUCCGCUUCCCUUUGGCUCUUCAGCACGGGCAUCCUGACAACGGGUCUACUUUGAUCUGCGCCUCGCCUGGUGCGCUGUCUUUCCCGACAAGGAGGCAAGCCCAGCCGGAGCUGACGCGAGAGAAGGAGAGAGAAAAAAAACCCUGGAAAGCAAGAAAAUAGAAAAGGAAACCCCCUA